AUGCUCGGCAAAAUCGCCCUGGAAGAAGCCUUUGCGCUCCCUCGCUUCGAAGAAAAGACCCGCUGGUGGGCGUCGCUCUUCUCCACAGACCCCGAAACACAUGUCAAGGAGAUCACGGACAUCACCAAGAUCCGCAUCGAGCACGCAGACAAGCAUGGCGUCGGCUACCAGAUCCUCUCUUACACUGCCCCCGGUGUCCAGGAUAUCUGGGACCCGGCCGAGGCACAGGCGCUAGCCGUCGAGAUCAACGAUUACAUCGCGGAGCAGAUCAAGGAGCGGCCUGAUCGAUUCGGAGCAUUUGCAACCCUAUCAAUGCACAACCCGCAAGAAGCAGCCACCGAACUCCGCCGCUGCGUCGAGAAACACGGCUUCCUCGGCGCCCUGGUAAACGACACCCAGCGCGCCGGGCCCGACGGCGACGACAUGAUCUUCUACGACAACGCCUCCUGGGACAUCUUCUGGCAGACCUGCACGGAGCUCAACGUGCCCCUCUACCUGCACCCGCGCAACCCCACCGGCACAAUCUACAACAAGCUCUGGGCAGACCGCAAGUGGCUCGUUGGGCCGCCGCUGAGCUUCGCGCAGGGCGUUUCCCUACACGUCCUGGGCAUGGUCACCAACGGCGUCUUUGACCGCCACCCCUCCCUCCAGAUCAUCCUGGGCCAUCUGGGCGAGCACAUCCCCUUCGACAUGUGGCGGAUAAACCACUGGUUUGAGGACCGCAAGAAGCAGCUGGGUCUGAGGGAGACGUGUAAGAGGACGAUUCGGGAGUACUUUGCGGAUAACCUGUGGAUUACGACGAGUGGGCAUUUCUCGACGAAUACGUUGAAGUUCUGUAUGGGGGAGGUUUCGGCCGAUCGGAUUCUGUUCUCUAUUGAUUAUCCGUUCGAGACGUUUAGUGAUGCGUGCGAGUGGUUUGAUAGCGCGGAGUUGAACCUUGUGGAUAAGGCUAAGAUUGGGAGGGAGAAUGCGAAGAGGUUGUUUAGGUUGGGGGCUUAUAAGGAUUCGGAGGCUUGA
This is a messenger RNA of Aspergillus mulundensis, 1017 nucleotides long. RefSeq names its product amidohydrolase family protein. The record is from RefSeq and is a predicted model, not a curated record. The coding region runs from base 1 to 1017 and encodes 338 amino acids. Gene Ontology annotation, biological process: secondary metabolic process. Gene Ontology annotation, cellular component: cytoplasm; cytosol. The transcript has 2 exons. Gene Ontology annotation, molecular function: hydrolase activity; carboxy-lyase activity. NCBI's taxonomy places the organism in Eukaryota, Fungi, Ascomycota, Eurotiomycetes, Eurotiales, Aspergillaceae.